AUGCCCCCUAAGACAAAACUACCUCCAAACUUCGACAGGUAUGAUGGAACUAGAGAUCCUGAGGAUCAUCUCCAUGCCUUCAGAGGUGCUGGGCAGCUGGGACGAUGGCCCAUGCCAGUUUGGUGCCACAUGUUUGUGCAGACCCUGACGGAGGGAGCCAGGCUCUGGUUUGACAGCCUUCCCCCCGGAGGGAUUGACAGCUAUGAAGAGCUAAGUGAAAAGUUCCUGAGGAACUUUGGUCAGCAAAGAAAAGUGGUCAAGAACCUAAACGAAAUCUUGCAUAUAAGGCAGAGGGACAAUGAGCAAAUAGAUCAGUACAUGGAGAGGUUUGUCAAGGAAAGUAUGAACAUCAAGGACGUCCCGGAGGUCAUGAAGAUCAGCAGUUUCAUCAACAGGUUAAAACAUGCACAACUACGCGAGAAGCUGGGGGAGGAGUUCCCGCACUCGUUUGACAAUCUCAUGGACAGAGUCAGAGCCUUUGUCAGGGGCAAGGACACAGUCAACAAAGCUAAAGAGAUGGACACCCCACCCCGAAGGGCCAAUCCAACUGCAAAACCUCCUGAAAAAGGACGAGGCCAUUGUAUUCCCCAUAUAGGCCUCGAGGGAGAGGCCCAUCCCCCUACUAUGAUAGCUUCACCCCCCCUCACCAAAACCCCAAGUGAAAUACUGGCUACUGAGAGGGUAAAGAGCUCCUUCCCAAGAUCGCCACCCAUAAAACCCGGGGCAAAGGCACAACCGAACGAGUAUUGUGACUUCCACAAGGGAUUUGGUCACAAAACUGAUGAUUGCAUGUACCUAAAGAGGGAAAUAGAGGCCGCGGUGAAAACGGGUAAACUGGCCCAUUUGAUUAAAGAGAUUAAGGAAGGAGGAGGGGAUCGCAAAGGGAAAGAUGUGCGGGAGCAUGGAAGGGCAGAUGUAGACAUGAUCCGAAGGAGGAAUGAAUUUGAUACCACCAGAAGUCAUUUGAAUACAUCGAAGUAUCUUUACCCUUCAGGUCGGUCGAUCGGACGGUCGUUCGAUCGGUCGGCUACCCAAUCGGUUAGGUACUUUAGCGAACAAGUUCUCAGUAGGGUGUCAUCCAAUCGGACGGCUGUUCGAUCGGGUGGUACUCCUAGUUCACCGAACAUGUUGAAAAUCGAUUAA
Messenger RNA from Helianthus annuus (common sunflower), 1143 nucleotides. RefSeq lists its product as uncharacterized. The record is from RefSeq and is a predicted model, not a curated record. NCBI's taxonomy places the organism in Eukaryota, Viridiplantae, Streptophyta, Magnoliopsida, Asterales, Asteraceae. The coding region runs from base 1 to 1143 and encodes 380 amino acids. The transcript is spliced from 3 exons.